AUGUUGGAGGUCCAGUGCAGCUGCACGAAGAAGAGCACGACCACCGAGAAGGCGGACAGGAAGAGGAUGGACGGCACCUCCUUCGACCCAAUCCUGCCGCUGCUCGCUCCUGGGGUCGCCGGGAAACGCGAGGGACAGCGCGGCACGUCAGCUCACCUCCGCCCUCGCUGCCCCCGAGGUCGGCGCCCCAGCAGCGCCUCGCUGCGGGGCUCUACAUAUCAGGUCGGGCAUGUCCUCCUGCAGGCUGAUUUCGGACGAAACAUUUUUAUAAACAAAGGACACGCCCGACUUAACUCUACA
Molecule: messenger RNA, 300 nt
Organism: Prorocentrum cordatum
Lineage: Eukaryota; Dinophyceae; Prorocentrales; Prorocentraceae
Source: the annotation of a GenBank genome assembly